CCACAAUUCGUAACAAGCACUUUUUCAACUUUCAAAUCUUUACCGCUGAUUCUCACACAUAUGCUGGAAUAUUUAAGUGAUUCUAUUGGUGAAAUAUUGUUGCCAGAUAACUGACGAAUCAGAAAAUACCAUAAAACCUCAUGUAUGGCACAUCAAUUGCCAUCUAUGGGCGAUCAAAAAAGUUGAUAUCUUAGCUAUGCCCAAAUUCGUGACACAACCAUAACUUGUUUUCUUGGACACAAUUAUGAGCAGAUAAGGAAACCUAUUAUGAGUUGCUGGUUGUUGAUGUCGAAUUAAAACUUUAAAGGAUGCAUCGCCAGGUUAGACGAAUGAUGCCGGCUCUGCUGGCCCUGCAGACACUUAUUUCUGCAGCUGAAUUGCCUCUGCUGCAAUGCAAUCCCAAUUCCAAAAGGGUCAGUGAAUGGAACAACUUGAGUGACGAAAACGAUCUCUCGAUAUUGAUUAACCCACACAUCAUUGAUUGUCCUCAUUAUUACGGGAAAAUCAAUGAACGUUACUGCUGCUAUGGCACAGCCUCAUCCGUGCCUUACUGCUGCGACGCUGAAGAAUUUACCAAACAAUCCCAUGAGACUAUAUACUCUGGAUCCUUCCUGCACCUUCAUGCGAUUUUCCUCAUUGCUACGUUGGUGGUCAUCGUGGUCAUCUGCUGUGUCUGCUGCUUUUGUUGCCCAUGCUGUAUCUUGUACAAGAGAAAGAAACGUGGUGUCGUUUUGAAUGCUGCAGGAAGAGGCGCCCAACCUGAAGCUCCGUCAGUACAUCAGGGAGGCCCACAGUCAAGCGUUCACCAGCAACUACAGUACAACCCUCAAUAUCCACCCCAAGGCUAUCCUCCUCAACAAUAUGCAAUGGUUCCUCAACAAAAUUACCCACUGAUGCAUCAGCAAAAUGCUUACCCACCAGUUGUUCCACACCUAGCUGCAGAAUAUUCACCUGCAGUUGCUUCUCAGGGUCACCCAGUGCCAACAUCAGAAAUCUCCGACAACAAGCCAGCUGAAUUGUACACCCGCCAGGCUCCUUACAAUCCACACUUUUGAACAAAAUAAGUAGAGGACGGCAAAAAAAUUAUUUAAAGAGAAGGAAUAAGGAGGGACAAGCUCAUUGUCAGAGAACAAUUUUAAAAUAAUGAGACUUUUUACAUUUUAAUGCAUAUAAAUCUUACUUAAUUAAUUAUACUGUAUAUAAAAUUUAUUUAUUUUAGUAAUUGACUGAUGUAAACAAAAAUGUAAGUUGCAUAAAAGAAGAAAAAUUUAUAGUUAAAUUUUAUUAUAAACGUCUCUGCUCAUAAUAUGAAUCAUGAAUAUAUUAUUAUUUUAAUUAUUUUGUGUUACUAUAAUAAGACUGAAUUAAAUUGAUUAACCUUCA
Messenger RNA from Neocloeon triangulifer, 1383 nucleotides. Its product is annotated as protein shisa-4-like. The record is from RefSeq and is a predicted model, not a curated record. Bases 309 to 1055 code for a protein of 248 amino acids. NCBI's taxonomy places the organism in Eukaryota, Metazoa, Arthropoda, Insecta, Ephemeroptera, Baetidae. The transcript has 7 exons.